AUGGAAUCUAUCACAGUUGAGCCAGCGCAAUACGACGUCCUGUUCAAGGAUCAGGACUUUCCUGGCCCACUACCAACACCAAAUGAUAUUGAGAGCGGGGAGCCAUUGCCAGAAAAUCGGACUUUCUGUGACAAACUUGUCAGGAUCCGAGGCGAUUUUAUUAUGAAGUAUGGCCCUGAGGUACAACCUAUAGAGGCUCAUAAUAUGCUUUACGUCGCGAAAAACACUUCACUGGUGGUACCCAAAGUCUAUGCUAUUUAUCAAGGGAAAGAAACACCCCGAAACUUCACGUAUAUCCUCAUGCAACAUAUACAGGGCAAAACCCUUAAGGAUCUAUGGCCUGAACUUGACGGCACAAGAAAGACUUCUAUCGCCAAGACGCUUCGCGCUUCAUUCCAACAGCUUCGGCAGUUACAACACCCAGGAUAUUUCGGCGACAUCAAUGGCGGACCACCACUGGACGACAUGUUUACACACACCACAGCGGGCGUCGACAAUGUCACGUCACCUAUUGCGACCGAAGAAGAGUUGAUAAACUUAUUUGUUCGAAUCUUCGAUAUCGAAACUGGAACAUGGUCGGAGAACCUAGCCAAAUAUUACCAGCAUGUUCUACCAACUGUUCUUCACAGCAAUAAGGCUCCCGUCUUCACGCAUAAUGAUUUUCAGAGGAAGAACAUCAUGGUGCAAGAUGACGGGACUAUUGUCAUUAUUGACUGGGAAUUCUCGUCCUGGUUACCCGUCUACUGGGAAUACUCGACCGCCAUGUUUGCUAAUGGGGGCUGGAGGGACGACUGGGGUGAAUACUUGCGAAUAAUUUUGGAUGAAUAUCCUAACGAGGCAGUUUGGAUAUGCCAAAUUAAGACUCAGAUGUGGAGUUGA
Fusarium pseudograminearum CS3096 is the source of this 879-nucleotide messenger RNA. RefSeq lists its product as uncharacterized. The transcript has a single exon. The record is from RefSeq and is a predicted model, not a curated record. Bases 1 to 879 code for a protein of 292 amino acids. Lineage: Eukaryota; Fungi; Ascomycota; Sordariomycetes; Hypocreales; Nectriaceae.